Messenger RNA from Caenorhabditis auriculariae, 6613 nucleotides. The record is from the annotation of a GenBank genome assembly. NCBI's taxonomy places the organism in Eukaryota, Metazoa, Nematoda, Chromadorea, Rhabditida, Rhabditidae.
AUGCAGAGAGAAGAAAAUGUUGAAACUGUUGGAACUGUUGAAACAGUUGAAAUUGUUGAAACAGUCGAACGGGUCGGAACAGUUGAGACAGUAGAAACUGAAGAACUUGAAGAAAACGUCGAAGUGGAAUACGAAAUCAACAAUGAUCAUUCGUAAGUUUUCCGUUCUGAUUAAUGAUUAUUUAUUUAUUUGAAGAUACGAAGCUGAAGCCACAGCGAUGGAUUAUGAGGCUCCGCCGAAUCUGGUUAGAAAGUCGAGAAUUAAGUUUUGAAUUAAGGUUUUUUUUUAGAAAUCGUCAGAGGAGUUCAUCACAAUGUCCACUGAUUACGUGAACGUGAUUUUAAAAUUUGUUUUGCUUGAAAAAUUAGGCUCAUUUUCAGCCUCAAAGAGAGAUAAAGAGCGAGAGUCAGUACCAGCAAAUCGUGCAGGACCGAUUUUGUUAUAUUCGGCGUCCUGAUGUUGGUUUUUGAAUCGGGCUUUUUUUAACUUUACGUCGUCUGUCGUUUCUGAUUUCUGAUUGUUUUAUCUCUUUCAUUUUUCAUACUAUGUUCAAGUAUUUUUCUGUUUUUUCAAAGUAUAAGCCUAUUAAAAAAGACCCCUUGCCUCAUUACCUACAUAGCAUAUAUUGCAGCCAAAUGUUCGGUAUUGUCCUGGAUGUCAUAUGGAUGUCCGUCGGUCUGUUUUCUAUCAUCAUGCGAGAACCAUCCGUGAACACGGCACCUGUAAAGUCUUCACGAUUCCUCGAUUUCCGUGUCCCAUGGUUAGUUGAUAUCAGAAAAUCAUGAUAACUCAUAUUUUAAUGCAGAACAAUGCCUCAAAAAAAAAAAUGAAUUUUUUUUCGUGUAAAUUGAACAUCCCGAAAAAAGUAGCCUUCACUCCUUUUUGAAAUUAGCGAUUUUUUUGGAUGCUGCUCAAAAAAUUUUUUUUAAUUUGAAGCAUUUUGCGUGAAAUUGUCUCGAACUCUCCAGAAUUGAGUUAUCAUUUUCACGGUUGUUUUUGACUUCACGUAAUCAUUUUGAUUUUUGCUGAUAUAUAGUCUGUUAAGAUUUUAAAUCUCAAGUUGACGCUCAAGCUCCGCCCCUAUUGGCGCGAUAAACCAAUCAAAGAGCGUUUUCGAAUGACGUCAUUCUACUGGACAUUCAAAAUCUGAACGGACUAUAUGUAUUAAGAAGUUUCUGAGCCUUAUAAGAAGAAUGGAAUUGAACCCUCGGGAAAAAAAUUAUGACCCAUCAAAAUCGCAUUUUUUUAUUGAUAAAACAUGCUUUAGAACAACAAUAAAUAAAUUGUAUAUUCAGCAACUAAAACAUACUAAAUUUAAGUGCGACGACAAAAUGGGAACUCUCGAAAACCUUUGCGACCAUUUGCAACAGAUCCACGGCGCACCGACCAACGUCAAAACGAGCAUUUUUUCGAGCGAAAUUGAGUUUCAGGUCUGUAGUUUGUCCAAGAAAACUUUGCCGAGGUUUUUAGCAACAAUAACCAAAAAAAGUAAGAAAACUACGUACCUUUUGAAAGUGUGUCUAUAAUUUCUUUACAGCAAUGAUUUUUGAAAGGAAAAUUUCAAAUUUAGGCCUUCCGCUUGGAACUUGAAGGUCGUGGCGGGAAUUUUCGAAUGGCCCGUGGCACGAAGAAUAAUCGGGUGAGAAUCUUAGGGGUUUAGAAGCAAAAAUACGAGGAAUAACUCUGAAAAAAUUGUUUGGAGAACUUUCACUCUGAAGAAUUGAUUGAUAGGCUUGGAAUUGAUAAUUUAAAGCCAUUUGGUUUUAUUUAUAAACCACGUAGAUAAAUCUAGCUGAUGCGCAGAUGCUGGAACUUUUCAUUUUGAACAAAAAUCCCAAAUUUUUGGCUUGACCUUGCGGUUUUUUUUAUCUUUUGGAACAACUUUCGGCUAAGAUUUAAGAAGGAAAAGUUUUUUGGUAGCUUUAAGGAGAUACGAGUUUUAGGAAAAUGCGCAGCUAAUUUUGGGAUUUCGUUAUGUAAAAACUGUCUCAAUUUAAUAAGCAUAGGCAAAGUCGGAUGGACUUUUCAGGGACCCUUUGAGCUUCCGUUAUGGAUCGAAAGGUUUCCAAUAACUGUUCCUAAACGGGUGGCAACGGUUUCCUUUUUACUGCCUUUUUUCGUCCUUUCAUCCGCCUUUAUUAACCCUUUUUGGACCCUUUUGAGAAAUACGGACUUUUUUUUAGAUUGAGAAUAAUUUUUACAAGGGGCUGUGUAUGAACCAAAAUGUGCUACAGUAAUAAAAUCGGAAAUUAUCAAUAGCCAGGACUCUCGGCACCAUUUUUGCACUCUCACUCUUUCUUCAGCCGUUUUGCGGCCUUUUCCUUAUUUCCCCUUUUUUAAGGCUUUUAGCCCACCGAGAAAGAAAGGCUCAAUAAAGGCCGAAAAACGGAACUCUUUUAGCGACCAUUUUGAAGUCACUCCCUUUUUUCACCCUUUUUUGAGGCUUUUUAGCCCACCAAGAAAGAAAGGCUCAAAAAAGGCCGCAAAACGGAACCCUUUUAGCGGCCAUUUUGCAUCCGUAUUCCGACUUUACCAGUGAUUUUCUAUAUUUUUUUGUUCGUUCGCAAUCUUUUUGAUGAAAGAGAAGAGUUUCAAUAUCAUCUAGGUGUUUUCAGUCGAUGCGCAGAUAUAUUAUUUUUUUUUGUGUUCAUAUGAAUCUCUAUAAGAGUCAAUAAAUAAUAUAGCUGAUUCACUGCUGGUUUGAGCCAUCGGAAAACGGGUCCUGACACGAUAAUGCACGAGAGAGCGCCUGGCUCGUGGAGUGCGCAGACAGGGCACGCCCCCUUAGCGUCCCGCGCUGGCCGUGAAUAAGCUAUAUAGUCUGUUCAGAUUUUUAUGUCAAGUACAAUGACGUCAUUCAAAAACACUCUGUGGAUAGCUCGCUCUCUGAUUGGUUUGUCGCACCAUUAGGGCGGAGCUUGAACGACGACUUGACAAUCAAAAUCUGAACAGACUAUAUUAGUCGUUUUUUUUUUCAGAGAGGCCCAGUGCAAUACUAUCGUUGCAAUCGGAUCCAGGCGGGCACGAAAAAUAGCGAUUUCAACGGUCACAAGAUCACUGUAAAAAUAGUUAUUUUCAGAAGAAAUGGGUCUUUUUUUUCAGAAAAGAAGCGGCGAAUUACUGGAAAAACCCUAUGUGACGAAGCAACGAGUCCGUACGGAGGAGGUCUGCACGGCGUUUUUCCAGAAACUUUUCUUGCCUGAUGGGUUUUAGAAAUAGAAAUAUGGAUUUUUCAUUAUGUUUGGCCAGAAAAAUCGAAGUCCGUUAUUGUGACUAUCAUUUGCACGACGAUGAGCGUUUGAGGCUGCCUGAGCCGGUUCGGCGCCGAAUUCUGGACUUGGCCAAGAAGGAUCUGCCUUUUCCUGUCAUUCUUUUGAUCAUCAAAGGUAUUGGAAAAUAGCAGUUUUGAGCGUUUGGUGCUGUGAUAAUAACUUAAUAAAUUUAAUUCCUAAGCUUUCGAAGGAGGAGAAAAAAAAAAAUCUUAUUCGGUGUUUUUUAGGUUUUUCAGCGAAUUUAGUUUGGAAAAUAUACUCAGAUUUCAUGACUCUCAUAAUAAGGGCGCUCUGGAAAAAAUAGAAUUUUGAACGAACUGAAAAAAAAAUGGAUGCAGCAGCCACGGCGUUUUUGUUAGUGGAAGAAAAUGAGAAACCAAAAACACGGUGGGCGGAGUCAAAAUAUUCGCCGUUCCCACGUGACGUCAUGGAAACGGCAGAGAACGGCGCAAAUUAAAGGCGCAGGCCGCCGUAUUGCCAGAGAACUUUGAGGCGAAUCAGAAUUUCUCUAAAAAAAAAUGCAACUUUCUGCGCGAAAUCGGCGCAGUGCAUGCACACGGCACACGACGCUUUACGCAGAAAAAGUGGGCGUGGCGUCUUCGAAAAAACGCCGUGAAGUGGGAUAUUAUAUGUCGUGUUCAAAGUAAUUUCCGCGAAAUGCAAAAUGAUCUCUGACUCUCCAAAAUUUAGUGAUCUUUUCCUUUCUCUAACGGGUAUUUUGCAUUUCGCGGAAAUUACUUUGAACACGGCAAUAGCUUAUUCACGGCCAGCUUGGAACGCUAGGGGGGCGUGUCCUGUCUGCGCACUCCACGAGCCAGGCACUAUUUCGUGCAUUGUCGUGUCGGGACCCUUUUUUCGAUGGCUCAAGCCAGCCGUGAAUCAGCUAUAGAAAGAUUGAAUGUCUCAAAGUAAGUUUUCAGUACUCUUUAAGGCUCCCUUUCAGUAAUUUUGAGCAUUUUUUUUAUCACCAAGUUUUCAAUCACAAUAAUUCACAGCGGAAAUCGAGCAGUACGCCCAAAAUGACUCGGCCAACUGGCGCCGAAUCGAUGAUAUGAGCGUUGCCGACAUUCGUGUCGUCGUUUCGGCCGCUCAACGUCAUCAGCGAAGUUUUAAAAAGCUUAUAAAAAGAAAAAAAGAAAAACUGAUUCAAGCCGUAUCGAGGGCGCAGCAGCACGUGCAGGAGGAAGAUUUUCCUGAACCGGAAAGCGCUCCAGUCAAAACGCGUCGCGAAAAGAUGAUCCGUGUCGAUCAGCUUUCGGAAGUUGAGAAGAAGUGCUUGGAGACGUUCAACAAGGACCGCGGGGCGAUUUUGGACGGGAUUCGGCAGCGCGAAACGAGGGAUUAUCAGAAAAGGUAUCAUUGGAUGCGUUGCGGUCGCUUCGCGGUUAAGUCUCAAAAAAGUCAAUUCGGAACUUGUUUUGAAAAGUGAAAAAAUCGCUACAUUACAGAAAUCAUAAAAUUCUGCUAUACCAUACAAGAAUCUCAAAAGUUAUCUGGGAUUAUACGUCAAAAUUGACUCAUAAUCAAAUUCUAGUUGAAGAAUUAUUCUCUUUUCAGUCUCUGUAAUUUUCAAAAAUUUCCAAAAAAAAAACCGGUAUAACAAAAUAAAAAUUUUUAAUCAGAAAUGCGGACGCGACUUUGAGCCAUUUUCUCUUACUGUAGCCGGAUUACGGUAGCCAAUUAUAAGCUUCUUUCAGCAAGGCGCUGCUUCAUACGAAAGUUGCUUAGGGAACUGCUUAACUUUCGAAUAAUCUUGAAAGCUAUUGAUUUCCGCGCUGUCAAUUUGAAAUAACUCUCUUCAGCCGCUGUUCAUCAAGGCUCUGCCAUUUUUAGGUGCUUCGGAAACUGCCAAAAUUCCGAAUAAUCGUGAAAGCUAUUGAUUUUUUGCGCUGCCAAUUGGAAGCAUUAUUCAGUCUCUGUUCCGCAAGGCUCUUCCUGAUGCUUAGAAAACUGCCGAACUUUCUCAUAACUUCAAAAGCGUUAAAUUUUAGGGUUGCAAAAAAUUGGGAAUCUUUUACAAGCAGAGCUGUGCGCUGGCCACAGUGUUGCUCGUGAAAAGGUCGAAAAUUUCAACUUUUCGAAAUUUUUAGUCUCGAAAUAUUCACAGUGUGAAUUGGGGAGUGAGUGAUCGAAAAUGUAUUGUUCAGCAAAAUCAAAGCUGAUUCACGGUCGGAUUGAGACAUCCAAAAAAGGGUCCUGACACGAUAAGGCACGAGUUAGCGCCUGGCUUGUGGAGAGCGCAGACAGAAAAAGGCUCCUUAGCGUCCCAAGCUGGUCGUGAAUCAGCUAUAUGUGAUGUUAAUUUUUACAAGAGAGAAACCUUUGCGAUUCGACUGCUAAUGGGCCGACACGGCCUCUCAGACGUACAGCUUUGUUGUUUAGUCCUCGUUCAGCAAGGCUUUGCCAACUUUUAAGGAACUGCUUAACUUUCUAAUCAACAUAAAAGCUUUAAAAUUGAGCGCUGUUAAGUCCAAGGAGCUUUCUUCUACCUUUGUUCAGCAGGGAACUGCCAAAUUGCGCUCUGAAAGAGUACUCUCAUCUAGGCUUACCAACCAACAUAAUUUAAAUUCUCAAAAAUUCUCAUUGUUUUUUGAGAACACCAAUAUAGUUUGUUCAUAUUUUGAAUUUCAAGUACAAUGACGUCAUUCGAGAACGCUCUGUGGAUGGCUCGCUUUCUGACUGGUUUACCGGGCCAUUAGGGGCGGAGUUUUAGAAGCGACUGGACAUUCAAAAUCUGAACAGACUAUAUCGCUAUACGCAGUUGCUUCGCGAUUCCUAGACUUUUUUAAAAUUUUCUUUUCAAUUUUCAGGGUUCUCUACGAGACUCUCUGUGAGCGUGUGGUGUUCUUGCAGAAAUAUUUCAAAGUAAAUUUUGAAAUCUGAAUUUCUGAGGGAAAGAAAUAUAAUUUCAGAGUUUCGAUGAAAAAACCCUCGAACUGAACGACGAGCCGGACUUCAACGCAAUGUAUGCGCAGUUGUGCGCGGUGGGGAUUCACAUUAUAUGAAAAAAUCAGUUUUGAACGGAAAAAGGAGAAGAAAUGAGAGAGGGAAUUCAUUGACUGGCUUUUCUUCGAAGUAGUUAGCUUCCACUUUCCCAAUUUUAUGUCUGAUCGUUUUAAAAUUUGAAAAAAAAGUAGAAGCUAGGGAUCAACAGCGGCCUGAAGAGACGCCAGAGAACUUGGAGAACACAUUUUCCGAUCGAAAAUAAUAUUUCCCGAAUCCCUUCAUCAUUUUUCCCGUUUCAGCUUCUCGCCACGUUCAAACCAGCUCGAAAGAUGUUCAGCGAACGCAAAUUAGCCGUAGUCACCUACGACGAGGACGAUUUCGGCGAUAUCGCUUAG